Messenger RNA from Helianthus annuus (common sunflower), 1251 nucleotides. Its product is annotated as serine/threonine-protein kinase STY13. The record is from RefSeq and is a predicted model, not a curated record. Gene Ontology annotation, biological process: protein phosphorylation. Gene Ontology annotation, molecular function: ATP binding; protein kinase activity. Gene Ontology annotation, cellular component: plasma membrane. Lineage: Eukaryota; Viridiplantae; Streptophyta; Magnoliopsida; Asterales; Asteraceae. The transcript is spliced from 6 exons. The coding region runs from base 48 to 1127 and encodes 359 amino acids.
CUUCUUGAUUAGAUUAAACAAACUGUUUCAAACCAUCGUAAACGAUCAUGGAGGAACCCCAGAAAGUAAUCGACGUGAUGAACCUUCAAAUCACUCACAACCUGUUUCUCGGUUCAUUCAACAGUUGCCGGAAUCAAUUCAAUCAAGUGCAAUCCAAUGAUCUUAUGAUCACUCAACAAAAGCAACAACAACAAUGGCAGGAAACUAUCGAUCCUCUUAAGCUUGUUCUCGGCAAAGUUAUCGGUCGUGGAUCUUAUGGCGUGGUUUACAAGGGCUCAUAUCAUGGCCAUACGGUCGCAGUGAAAGUUCUUGAUUUUGGAAAGGGUGUUACAACAACUUUAAAGGAGUGCAUGAAGAAUGAUUUCAGGGAAGAAGCUAGUUUAUGGCAAAAGCUUGACCACCCUAAUGUCACUAAGAUGAUCGGAGCAACUAUGUCUAUGAAGACAAAUUCGGGCCCUAAGAACAAGAACAAGAUAUCAAAAACUGAAAGUGACCUUUGUAUUGUCUCCGAAUAUGUAACUGGAGGAUCGUUGAGAUCAUACUUGUGUAAAAACCGUGAUAAGAAGCUACCUAUAAAAGUUGUUUGUCAAUUUGCCCUUGAUAUUGCAAAAGGGUUGAGUUAUCUUCAUUCCAAGAAGAUAAUUCAUCUUGAUGUGAAGCCAGAGAACAUACUUAUUGACAGUCAAAAUAAGAAGCUGAAACUUGCUGAUUUCGGAGAGGCAAUUUUUGAUCCUUUCGAGUUAUUUACGAGUGGUGAAGUCGGGACUCGAGGUUAUAUGGCUCCUGAGGUUUUAAGCAAAAAACCAUACGGAUUUAAAUGUGAUGUUUAUAGCUUUGGGAUAUGCUUGUGGGAGAUAUAUUGUUGUGAAAUGGCAUACACAUAUGACUUAGACAACAUCCCAGUAGAAAUAUACAAGGAAAUGCGACCGAGCAUACCUGUGAAUUGUCCAAGAUCACUAGCUCGGUUAAUGCAAAGUUGUUGGGACACGGACUCUAGAAGAAGACCGGAGAUGAAGGAGGUCGUUAUUGAAUUGGAGGAAAUCAUGAAAACCGAAGGGUGGCAAGCAUUAUCAAAGGAUCAAAACAAUGUUUUCGGUUGCUUCGGAUUCUUAAGCCAUGCAAGAUAGGAUAGAUGAAGAUGCAAGUAGAGUCAAUUUCAUGUGAACACAGAUCAUACAUAGGGAUGUUACCGUUGUAAACUAUACAUUUUUAUGUUUUGCUGAUUAAAUGAAAUCAGCUUCUUUGUUGCUG